AUGGGUCGCUCCAAACAUCACAAGUUUUUCAUUCUGGUCGAGGUGAAGCUUAUGGCCCAUAUAUUCAGCAUGAGCAGUACAAUGUCAGGAAGAGGCAAGGGCGGGAAAGGACUCGGGAAGGGAGGCGCUAAGCGGCACCGUAAGGUUCUCCGCGAUAACAUCCAGGGAAUCACCAAGCCCGCUAUUCGCCGUCUGGCGCGCCGUGGCGGAGUGAAGCGUAUUUCCGGCCUGAUCUACGAGGAGACUCGUGGUGUGCUCAAGGUGUUUCUGGAGAACGUCAUCCGCGACGCCGUCACCUACACCGAGCAUGCUAAGAGAAAGACCGUCACCGCCAUGGAUGUGGUGUACGCGCUGAAACGCCAGGGACGCACCCUGUACGGCUUCGGCGGUUAAACACUCCAAUGGCUAACGACACGAACACAACGGCUCUUUUAAGAGCCACCCACG
Messenger RNA from Clarias gariepinus (North African catfish), 447 nucleotides. Its product is annotated as histone H4-like. Lineage: Eukaryota; Metazoa; Chordata; Actinopteri; Siluriformes; Clariidae. The transcript is spliced from 2 exons. The record is from RefSeq and is a predicted model, not a curated record. Gene Ontology annotation, biological process: nucleosome assembly. Gene Ontology annotation, molecular function: structural constituent of chromatin; protein heterodimerization activity; DNA binding. Gene Ontology annotation, cellular component: nucleosome. The coding region runs from base 1 to 393 and encodes 130 amino acids.